CACCGCACUUACGCAACAUUACCAACAAAUAAAAACAUUCGGAACAGUGUUUUUAAAUCACAUUAUGCUGUCGGGAAAAAGGUUGUUUAUGAUUGAAAGAACUAGAUUUGUUGUUUAUAUGAUAUAUUCUAACAUCAACCAUCACAUAAGAAACCCAUGGGCUACAAACGUUCUCCCACCGCCAUGAUCAUCCCCGGAAAGGCGGAGCCGGAGAAGCUCUCCGGCUGGGCGGCCGAACUCGAAAAACGCAACCUAGAGACGGUGAAAACGCUGUACAAGGCGCUGCGCGAUGGCCACGCGGAGAAGCUAGUGAAGGUGGUGAGGACAGAGUUGGAAUGGUGGUACCACGGACCUCCUCAUUGCGAGCACAUGAUGAGACUGUUGACCGGCGAGUCAACGGCGAAAGCCUUCAGGUUUCGGCCUCGGAGGAUCAGGGCCGUCGGAGACCGCGUGAUGGUGGAAGGGUGGGAGGGGGAGGGAGAGUAUUGGGUGCACGUGUGGACACUCAGCCACGGGAUCAUUGCUCAGCUGCGCGAGUACUUCAACACCUUCAUCACGGUGGUGCUUCGAGUUUCCGAGGAUGGUGAUGAGGCUCGGUUGUGGCGGAGCUCCGACCGGGUCCGCGUUCGGGUUCAUGGGUCGUUACCGGAUCUCGUGCUUUCAGUUUAAAUCAUGUUUUAAUAACUAUAUAUAUAUAUUAGGUAGUUAUUUCCGUUUAAAUCAUGCUUUAAUAAUUUUUUGAACAAAGCAUAAUAACACUACAAUGUUAAA
Messenger RNA from Vigna angularis (adzuki bean), 771 nucleotides. RefSeq names its product wound-induced protein 1. The record is from RefSeq and is a predicted model, not a curated record. NCBI's taxonomy places the organism in Eukaryota, Viridiplantae, Streptophyta, Magnoliopsida, Fabales, Fabaceae. The transcript has a single exon. The coding region runs from base 157 to 669 and encodes 170 amino acids.